Cannabis sativa is the source of this 2908-nucleotide messenger RNA. RefSeq names its product pentatricopeptide repeat-containing protein At3g57430, chloroplastic. Lineage: Eukaryota; Viridiplantae; Streptophyta; Magnoliopsida; Rosales; Cannabaceae. The transcript has a single exon. Bases 1 to 2655 code for a protein of 884 amino acids. Gene Ontology annotation, biological process: RNA modification. Gene Ontology annotation, molecular function: protein binding; RNA binding; zinc ion binding. The record is from RefSeq and is a predicted model, not a curated record.
AUGUCAACCCAUAGCCAUAGUUAUACUCACGUACUCUAUCCACUCCCAUGGCUACCCAUCUCUAGUUCUACGCAAACACCUCCAAAACGAGCUCGUAUACUAAACCACUCCACCGCUACUAAACCCAUAAUUCACUCACCCUCUUCCUCUUCCCAACCAUGGAUCGAAUCACUGCGAUUUCAGGUCCGUUCCAAUCUUUUCCGGGAAGCCAUUUCGACCUACAUUCACAUCACAAGCACCGGUAUUCCACCGGACAAUUUCGCUUUCCCCGCAAUUCUAAAGGCUGCUACGGCUCUUCACGACUUGGAUUUGGGGAAGCAGAUUCAUUCCCACGUAGUGAAAUUCGGCUACCAAUCGUCUUCGGUCGCCGUGGCUAAUACCCUUGUCAACGUGUACGGAAAAUGCGGUGAUAUUGACGAUGCAUGUAAGGUGUUUGAGAGAAUCACUGAAAGAGACCAAGUUUCUUGGAACUCGAUGAUUGCGGCUUUCUGUCGUUUUCAAGAGUGGGAACUUGCUUUGGAGGCGUUUCGGUCUAUGCUAAGGGAAGAAAACGUGGUGCCUAGCUCUUUUACUCUGGUGAGCGUGGCACAUGCUUGUUCGAAUUUGGACAAGCAUCGUGGUUUGUGGCUUGGUAAGCAAGUUCAUGGAUAUAGUCUUAGGAAUGGAGAUAGGAAGACUUUUACAAUCAAUGCUUUGAUUGCUAUGUAUGCUAAGCUUAGACGAGUUGAUGAUUCCAUAGCUUUAUUUCAGUUAUUUGAGGACCGUGAUUUGGUUUCGUGGAACACCAUGAUAAGUUCAUUAUCACAAAAUGACCGGUUUGUAGAAGCCUUAGUGUUCUUGCACAAGAUGGUUCUUGCAGGAUUUAAACUAGAUGGUGUCACCAUUGCAAGUGUUCUUCCUGCCUGCUCUCAUCUUGAGAUGCUAGACUUGGGGAAGGAAAUUCAUGCUUAUGCAAUGCGCAAUGAUAAUUUGGUAAGAAAUUCUUAUGUGGGAAGUGCUUUAGUUGACAUGUACUGCAAUUGUAGAUUAGUAGAGAGUGGUCGACGAGUUUUCGAUUCUAUCUUGGAGCGAAGGAUUGCUCUCUGGAAUGCUAUGAUUACUGGUUAUGCACAAAAUGAGCAUGAUGAGGAGGCAUUGAGCUUGUUUCUUGAAAUGUAUGCUGUUUCUGGGAUUUCUCCCAAUGCUACCACUAUGUCAAGUAUUGUUCCUGCUUGUGUUCGCUGUGAAGAUUUCUCUGAUAAAGAAAGUAUCCAUGGCUAUGUAGUAAAAAUGGGUUUUGCAAGUGACCGUUAUGUGCAAAACGCGUUAAUGGACAUGUACUCCAGGAUGGGGAAGAUAGAAAUAUCUAAGAAAAUAUUUGAAAGCAUGAAAGAAAGAGAUAUAGUAUCUUGGAACACUAUGAUUACUGGUUAUGUUAUUUGUGGAUAUCAUGAUGAAGCACUUAAUUUGCUACAUGAGAUGCAACUAGGCUCUGGUGAACUGAAAGAUGAGAAAGGCAUUCGUCUCAAACCGAAUUCAGUAACGCUCAUGACAAUCCUUCCUGGUUGUGCUGCAUUGUCAGCACUUGCUAAGGGUAAAGAAAUUCAUGCUUAUGCUAUUAGACAUUUGUUGGCAUCUGAUGUGGCAGUUGGUAGUGCACUAGUUGAUAUGUAUGCAAAAUGUGGUUCCUUGAAUGUAGCUAGUGCUGUAUUUAAUGAAAUGCCCAUUCGAAAUGUGAUCACAUGGAAUGUACUCAUUAUGGCCUACGGAAUGCAUGGGAGAGCUAAAGAAGCCUUGGAACUAUUUGACAACAUGAUGGUUGAAAGAGUCAAUAAUAAAGAAGUGAGGCCUAGUGAAGUUACAUUUAUAGCAGUUUUUGCAGCAUGUAGUCACUCUGGGAUGGUUUCUGAAGGAUUGAAAUUGUUCCAUAGAAUGAAAGAGGACUAUGGGGUCGAGCCUAUACCAGAUCAUUAUGCGUGUGUUGUAGAUUUGCUUGGCCGAGCUGGUAAGGUGGAGGAGGCAUUUCAACUCAUCAACACAAUGCCUUCUAACUUUGACAAAGCAGGUGCUUGGAGUAGCCUUCUUGGUGCUUGUCGAAUUCAUCAGAAUGUAGAGAUUGGGGAGAUUGCAGCUGAGAAUCUCUUGCAGUUGGAGCCCAAUGUAGCUAGUCACUAUGUUCUUCUCUCUAACAUCUACGCAUCUGCUGGGCUUUGGGACAAGGCAAUGAAUAUUCGGAGAAUGAUGAAGGAAAUGGGGGUGAAAAAAGAACCUGGCUGUAGCUGGAUCGAAUUCGGUGACAAAGUGCAUAAGUUUUUGGCUGGAGAUGGAUCCCAUCCACAAAGUGAGCAACUCCAUGAAUUUCUUGAGACCCUUUCUGUUAGGAUGAAAAAGGAAGGAUAUGUGCCUGAUACUUCUUGUGUGCUUCAUGAUGUUGAAGAAGAAGCAAAAGAAACUUUGCUUUGUGGGCACAGUGAGAAACUAGCGAUAGCUUUCGGGAUUCUGAAUACUCCUCCUGGAACUACCAUUAGAGUUACCAAGAACCUUAGAGUUUGUAAUGACUGCCAUGCUGCAAGUAAGGUCAUCUCUAAGAUAGUUAACAGGGAAAUCAUUUUAAGGGAUGUAAGGAGAUUCCAUCAUUUCAAGAAUGGAACUUGUUCUUGUGGGGAUUAUUGGUAAAUAUUAUAUAAAGGUGGGAAGAGGUGAUUGAUAACCUCAUUUUUUUCUAACGAUUUUGCUUAGCUUGCUUUGUCAUUCUUGGAUUUGUUGUUUAUGGUUGUACAACUAAAUUGAAAAGAGAAAAAAGAAAAUAGGACUAUAUCAAAAAAAAAAAAGAUCACAAUCUAAAGCAGUAAUAUUCUCCUAAAUUUCUUUUAUAUUAAGUUCCUGAAUAAAACUAUAACGUUAUAAAAAAAAAAAAAGGAUUGAUUUG